UUGUAGAUGAAAUGUCACCGUCAAGAAAAAUAAACAUUUUAUUCACUGAAGGAACUCUUUGAAUUAUUUCAAUUUUGAUUUUAUCUCACCUGUAUUGUCAAGAUAGAUGGCGUUGCUAACAAUGAAUAAAAUGUUUACUGAAUGGUUGAUUGUCUUACUCAUUACUAUGACACAUUCAGAAUUAUUGUCAACAAUGAAUCCAAACUAUGAGAUUUUUGAAGAUUUCAAUCCAUCUUUGACCACACCGAUCAGUAGAGUUGCAUACUUGAAACAAUUAUUACGAUCAUUGUCAUCAGAUCUACUCCAGCCAGAGUAUUUGGAUACUGUUCGAUUGAAUGAUAUUAUUUCAAAGUACCAUCAAUUCAUAAAUAAUCAUUAUCCUCUACCUAGUCAGUCAAAACAAUCUCAUCGAAGUAUUACCUUAAAAGAUUCAUAUAUCAAUCCAUCACGAUAUGUUAAACGUGUUCUAGCUAAUUACAAAAGACAAGCUAUUCUAGCCGACUACAAACGUUCAACGCAUAGAAAUGUACCAUGGCUCAAUUACAAGUGAAAUAGACGGUUUUAUCAGUUUGAUUUGGGAAAAAAAACAACUUUCAGCUUAAUCGUAAAUCUUGUUUUCAAUAAAAAGCCUUUGAAAUAAGU
This is a messenger RNA of Heterobilharzia americana, 642 nucleotides long. The record is from the annotation of a GenBank genome assembly. NCBI's taxonomy places the organism in Eukaryota, Metazoa, Platyhelminthes, Trematoda, Strigeidida, Schistosomatidae.